Cladocopium goreaui is the source of this 533-nucleotide messenger RNA. The record is from the annotation of a GenBank genome assembly. NCBI's taxonomy places the organism in Eukaryota, Dinophyceae, Suessiales, Symbiodiniaceae.
CCCAGAUCUAUCGUGCCAUGGCCGCUGGUGGCUACGCCGGCACUGCCGGAAAGCUGAAGUUUGUGAAGUUGAGCGGGGAAGAAAUCCCUUACCAAGCUCCUCCCAACAGCACGCUACGCGACGUGGCGCCCCAGCUGGCAAAAUUCUUUCCAGGUGGCUCCGUCCGACUGAUCGAUGAAUCUGGGAAAUUACUCUACAGUAAUGACCCACUUCCUCAGGAGGGUGUCCUGCAGGUGCAAGUAAUGGGAAUCGCUCCUGGUGCUUGGUCCAAGUUGUACUUUGGUGCCCUGGAAGGUUUCGAAGAGUUGCCGCUUCGCAAGGCCUUGGAAGCCGCCUGGCCCGGCGACUACCAGGGUUCCACUGAAGAUGAGGAGGAGCUGGACCAUUGGCAAAACGCGACCUUUCAGGAACUUCAAACGGGGGUUCUGAAGUCCUGCGGCUACUGGGCGGACUACUGGACCUUUGGGACUUCAGCGGACUCCUAUGGCUAUUGGUACCUGAAACUGGAGAUGGGGACGGAGGAUGCGAAAUGA